Molecule: messenger RNA, 3201 nt
Organism: Hyla sarda
Lineage: Eukaryota; Metazoa; Chordata; Amphibia; Anura; Hylidae
Gene: RAB4B
Product: RAB4B, member RAS oncogene family
Exons: 8
Coding region: 138-779 (213 amino acids)
Biological process (GO): Rab protein signal transduction; regulation of endocytosis
Cellular component (GO): endosome
Molecular function (GO): GTPase activity; GTP binding
Source: RefSeq, a predicted model, not a curated record
AGCUGACUCCUCCCAUGUGACUGAUCACAUGACCAUGACGUCACCGCAGGUCCUUCAGCUCACUAAGAAGAUAUAGAGGAAGCGAAGGAACAGGCCGGGCCGUGGGGCCGGAGGAGGAGGAGAGGGCUGAGGAAAACAUGUCUGAGACAUACGAUUUUCUCUUCAAGUUCCUUGUCAUCGGCAGCGCAGGAACAGGGAAGUCCUGCCUCCUCCACCAGUUCAUUGAGAGCAAAUUUAAGCAAGACUCCAAUCACACGAUCGGAGUGGAGUUCGGAUCCAGGAUUGUAAACGUGGGAGGUAAAUCGGUGAAGCUGCAGAUCUGGGAUACAGCUGGACAGGAGAGAUUUAGGUCAGUUACUCGCAGUUACUACAGAGGAGCAGCGGGGGCGCUGUUAGUCUAUGACAUUGCAAGCCGGGAGACUUACAACUCCUUGACCAACUGGCUAACCGAUGCACGGACCCUGGCCAGUCCCAACAUUAUCAUUAUUUUAUGUGGGAACAAGAAGGAUUUGGAAGCAGAGCGAGAGGUGACAUUUUUAGAGGCAUCCCGGUUUGCCCAGGAAAAUGACUUGAUGUUCCUAGAAACAAGUGCAUUGACUGGAGAGAACGUGGAGGAAGCCUUCCUAAAAUGUGCCCGGACAAUAUUGAAUAAAAUUGAUUCAGGAGAGCUGGAUCCUGAGAGGAUGGGAUCUGGGAUCCAGUAUGGUGAAGCCUCACCGCGGCAUGCAAAGCACACGCAUGGAACACAGCUACAGAACAGGCAGCAGUGCAGCUGUUAGUGAGAAAGCCAUCUGCCUGUGAAUAUGUUACUGAGGAGAAACACUUUUCAUCAUGCUCAGAUUAGACUGCACGCACCCCUGACUUACUGCACUUACCCUGUAUGAAAGAAUAGCUCACCUGUCUCCUCCUACGUCCUUGUGUUUAGCAGCCCCUUAUGACGGCCAGUUUCCUGAUAUGGCUCCCUAAACGCAGCCCAGAUAUUGGCAAAUGCUGCUUCCUGCCUGUGUCCUCCAUAUACCUUAUCCAAGGAAGAGGAACAGCCUAAAAUAUGACAAAAGGGAGUGAUGUAAAUAUACUCCUACUGAAAGACCGGCGUGGAUGACUUGACCCCAUGCGCAUUCCGUCCAUAGUCGCCUGCUGCCCACCCCUUGCUAUAAUACACAUGUGCCAUUCAGUAGUCUUAUCCCACAGUUCUGUGCUGCUUAAGAAAUGUGAUUAUUCUCCUCUUCUGCCAUAUUCCAUUUUUUAUUUUUAUUUUUUUUAAGGACUUCACCAUAGAAAUGCUAAGACCUGCUAUACAAAUCGCUGGCUGGAAAUUGGUUAACUUAUUUGUUCACAUCCGCCUUACGUGUGGUUUAUGCUUUUGAAUUUCCUAUGUUUUCCUGUACAUUAUAAAUUUAGCUCUUUUACAGUGCGUUUUUUGAAAAUUUUCAGACCCUUUAACUUUUUUUUACAUUUUGUUAUGUUGCAGCAUUGAACAUAAAUUAAAAAAAAACAUAUAUACAUAUAUACUAUAAAUAAAAGUCAAAAAAUUGGCAUGGACAUAAGUAUUCAGAUUCUUUCCUAUGACACUUGAAAUGUAGCUCUGGGGCCUCCCAUUUCUCUUCAUCAUCUCUGAGAUGUUUCCCCACCUUCAUUUGAGUUACCUGAGGUAAAAUCAGCUGAUUGAACAUGAUUUGGAAAUGCCCUGUCUAUAUAGAGUCUUACAACCCCAGAGCCAGGAGGGGUAUAGAACUGCCUGUAAAGCUCGGAAACAGGAUUGUGUGGAGCAUUGGUCUGGAGAGGGGUCCGAAUUUAUUUUCUGCUGCACUGCAUGUUUCCAAGAGCACUGUGGUCACCAUAAUCCUUGUGCUUAAAGGGGUACUCCGCCCCUAGACCUCUUAUCCCCUAUCCACAGGCUAGGGGAUAAGAUGUUUGAUUGCGGGGUCCCGCUGCUGGUCGAUCUCAGCUGCGGCGAUCUCUGCUGCAGCACACCAGACAUUCGGUGCACAGAGCGAACUUCGCUCAGUGCCGGAUGACUGAUGAUGCGGGGCGGAGGCUUGUCACGGCCAAGCCCCACUCGUGAUGUCAUGGCCACGCCCUCCUCCAUUCAAGUCUAUGGGAGGGGGCGUGGCUGCCAUCACGCCCCCUCCCAUAGACUUGCAUUGAGGGGGCGUGGUCAUGACGUCACGAGCCUCCGGCGCUGCACCUGACGCUCUAAACAAAUGCGGGGUGCAGCAAGGAGAUGGGGAUAGGGGUAAGAUGUCUAGGGGUGGAGUACCCCUUUAAGGCUGUGUUAACAAGUGGAGUUUCAUUAGCGAUACUUUUGUGGUACUGUGUGCAUUUUUUAUUGAAAAUGUCUGAAAUCGAGAGAUAAAUGGCGCAUUUCCGAGCAAUUUGCAUCGUCAUAAUGAAAUAGUGCAACGUUUAAGGCGAUUUAGAAAAAGUGUUGUAAAAACGCAAUGGUCCCUAUCCAACCUGACAGAGCUUAGGGGGAUCUGCAAUGGAGAAUACCAGAAAAGGACCAAAUCAAGACGUGUAAACCCUGUGGCCUCACCCCAAAGAAGACUGGAGGCUCUUAUAGCUGCCAAAAGGGCUUCAACUAAGUCCUGCGUAAGGGCUACAUUGCUGAAUGUCACUGCAAUAUUUUAGUUUUUCUUUAAAAAAAAAAAAAAUUGCAAAGAUUUCUAACAUUCUGUGUGUUUUUUUUAUUUUAUUAUUUUUUAUUAUUUUUAUUUUAUUAUGGGGUAUUGCAGUGUUUCCCAACCAGGGUGCCUCCAGGUGUUGCCAAACCACAACUCCCAGAAUGCCUGGACAGCCGAAGGCUGUCCAGGCAUUCUGGGAGUUGUAGUUUGGCAACACCUGGAGGCACCCUGGUUGGGAAACACUGGGGUAUUGAGUGUAGAAUGUUGGAGGAAAUUAGAUUUUUUUUUUUGCACACGCCUGCAACAUAACACAAUGUAAAAAAGUAAAAGGGUCUGAAAACUUUCCGAAUGCAUAUUUUUUUUCAUGAAAAAAACAUUUACCACAUCUCCAGAAUAUGCCGUCCCUAUUUUUUCUUUUAUUCUACUGUUCACAAUAGAAUUGAAUGGCCCAAUGUAUGCGAUAGAUGAUCUCUACAGCAACGCCUGGGAUGGAAGGGAGACAAAAUGAUACUGUUAUAAAUGUAUCUUUGUGUGUUAUAAAUACAACAUGUAUUAAAUAAAACCUAUGUAAUAUUUA